Molecule: messenger RNA, 7327 nt
Organism: Mastomys coucha (southern multimammate mouse)
Lineage: Eukaryota; Metazoa; Chordata; Mammalia; Rodentia; Muridae
Gene: Bmp2k
Product: BMP2 inducible kinase
Exons: 16
Coding region: 239-3634 (1131 amino acids)
Biological process (GO): protein phosphorylation
Molecular function (GO): ATP binding; protein kinase activity
Source: RefSeq, a predicted model, not a curated record
UGGCUCUGCGGGCGCCGGGCUUCUGCAGCGGGCGGCCGGGGCUACGCGCUCGGGACGCGCGGAAUGUGAGGCGCGGCGAGCCGCUGCGCACGGACGCUCGCGCGCGCGAAGGGCGGCGACCCCUCGGAGACGGUCGGCCGCGCCCGACUGUCCGCUGCGCGACGCGCGGGUCCGGGCUCUCGAGAGUCUUCGCGCGCCCUCGUGCCCUCCCGGUGCCCUCCAGCGCGCCGGCGGGACCAUGAAGAAGUUCUCUCGGAUGCCCAAGUCGGAGGGCAGCGGCGGCGGGGCGGCGGCUGGCGGGGCCGCGGGCGCCGGGCUCGGCGGCGGCUUCGCAAGCUCGUCCAUGGGGGUCCGGGUGUUCGCCGUCGGCCGCUACCAGGUCACCCUGGAGGAGUCGCUGGCCGAAGGUGGAUUCUCCACUGUUUUCCUGGUGCGGACUCACAAUGGGAUCCGAUGUGCACUGAAGCGAAUGUAUGUCAACAACACAUCUGACCUCAACAUUUGUAAAAGGGAAAUCACAAUUAUGAAAGAGCUAUCUGGCCACAAAAAUAUUGUUGGAUAUUUGGACUGUGCUGUCAAUUCAGUUAGUGAUAAUGUGUGGGAAGUGCUUAUCUUAAUGGAGUACUGUCGAGCUGGGCAGGUUGUGAACCAGAUGAAUAAGAAGCUGCAGACAGGCUUUACCGAGUCAGAAGUCCUACAAAUCUUCUGCGAUACCUGCGAAGCUGUCGCACGGUUACAUCAGUGUAAGACUCCCAUAAUCCACCGGGAUCUGAAGGUAGAAAAUAUUUUGCUAAAUGAUGCUGGAAAUUAUGUGCUUUGUGACUUUGGCAGUGCCACUAAUAAAUUUCUCAAUCCUCAAAAAGAUGGAGUUAAUAUAGUAGAAGAAGAAAUUAAAAAAUACACGACUCUGUCAUAUAGAGCCCCAGAAAUGAUCAACCUUUAUGGAGGGAAACCGAUCACCACCAAGGCUGAUAUCUGGGCCCUGGGAUGUUUACUGUACAAACUUUGUUUCUUCACUCUUCCUUUUGGUGAGAGUCAGGUUGCUAUCUGUGAUGGCAGCUUCACCAUCCCAGAUAAUUCUCGAUACUCCCAUAGCGUACAUUGCUUGAUUAGGUUCAUGCUUGAACCAGACCCCGAGCACAGACCUGACAUAUUUCAAGUAUCCAAUUUUGCAUUUAAAUUCGCUAAAAAGGAUUGUCCAGUCUCCAACAUCAAUAAUUCUUUUCUCCCAUCAACUCUUCCUGAGCCGAUGACUGCUACUGAAGCUGCUGCUAGAAAAAGCCAGAUGAAAGCCAGAAUAACAGAUACCAUUGGACCAACAGAAACCUCAAUUGCACCAAGACAAAGACCAAAGGCCAAUUCCACUGCUGCCACUUCCGGUGUGCUGACGAUUCAGAGUUCAGCCACGCCUGUGAAAGUCCCUGCUCCUGGGGAAUUCAGUAACCACAGACCCAAAGGAGCAUUGAGACCUGGGUCUGAAGGCUUAAUGGUUCAGGGACCCCCUCAGCAACCCACACAGCAGCAUAGAGUCCUCCAGCAGUUACAGCAGGGAGACUGGAGAUUACAGCAACUUCAUUUGCAUCGUCAUCCCCACCACCAGCAGCAGCAACAGCAACAACAGCAGCAGCAGCAGCAGCAGCAGCAGCAGCAGCAACAGCAACUACUUCAAAAUGCUUACUUGCAGCAGUAUCAGCAUGCAGUGCACCAGCAGCAGAUACUUCAGCAACAGUUUUUAAUGCACUCAGUGUAUCAGCCUCAACCUCCUGCAUCCCAGUAUCCUACAAUGAUGCAGCAGUAUCAGCAGGCUUUGUUGCAGCAGCAGAUGUUAGCUCGCCAUCAGCAGCCAGCACAGCAUGUGUCACCUGAGUAUCUUACCUCCCCUCAAGAGUUCGCACCAGCCUUAGUUUCCUACGCCUCGUCACUUCCAGCUCAGGUUGGAACCAUAGUGGACUCCUCCUAUGGUGCCAACAGGUCAGCUGCUGAGAAAGAGGCAUUUGCAAAUUUUACAAAUCAGAAGACCAUCAGCCACCCUCCUGACAUGUCAGGCUGGAAUCCUUUUGGAGAAGACAAUUUUUCCAAAUUAACAGAAGAGGAACUGUUGGACAGAGAAUUUGACCUUCUAAGAUCAAACAGGCUCGGGGAGAGCACACCCUCAGAUAAGAAUGUAGACCCGCCCCCCGCUCCACAUAGCCAUCCUCCGGAGGAGCCUUUUAAAGCUUCCAUCCCUUUCAUUUCUCAUUCAGGUUCUCCUGAAAAGAAAAUGGCACAUUCUCCAAAUCAAAAGAACACCACUGCAAACCCCACCAAAAACGGAAGCUCAAUUCCAAUAUGUAAAGAUCAGCGAGCUGGAAAGAAAGCCUCAGAGAAUCCCGUAGUUAGGAGUCAAGUGCAGAAGGGACAUGAUGAUUCUGAAAGUGAUUUUGAAUCCGACCCCCCUUCUCCUAAGAGCAGUGAAGAAGAACAAGAGGAUGAAGACGCACAGGGAGAACACGGGGACUUUAAUGAUGAUGAUACUGAGCCGGAGAACCUGGGUCACAGACCUCUGCUCAUGGACUCUGAAGAUGAGGAAGAGGACGACAAACACAGCUCUGACUCGGAGUGUGAACAGGCAAAAACCAAGGGAGGAGACGUGAGCUCCCUGCACAGAGACAAACCUGGCGGUGCCCUGGACACAGCACUCCUGACCCCUGCCUGUUCGCCUGCUGAUUCGCUGACUCCCAGUCAGGAGGAGUUCGAUGUGUUUGGUGCUGUUCCCUUCUUUGCAGUGCCCGCUCCACAGCUGCAGCACAGAGGGAACGGGAAGAACCUCUCCCAGCAGACGUUUCCAGAACAGGAGGACUUUGAUGUGUUCACAAAAGCACCCUUCAACAAGAAGGUCAAUGUACAGGACUGGCCCGCAGUGAGGCCAGACACUCGUCCUCUGCCUGCACGGCCCAGAAGUGUAGAUAUAUUUGGCUCCACUCCUUUUCAGCCAUUUUCCACAUCAGCUAGUAAAAGUGAAAGCAAGGAGGAUGUUUUUGGGCUCGUGCCCUUUGAGGAAAUAACCGGGAGUCAGCAGCAGCAAAAAGUCAAGCAGCGCAGCUUGCAGAAACUGUCCUCUCGCCAGAGACGCACAAAGCAGGAUGUGUCCAAAAGCAAUGGGAAGCGCCAUCAUGGCACACCCACCAGCUCAAAGAAGACGCUGAAGCCUCCCUACCGCACACCCGAGAGGACCCGCAGACACAAGAAGGUGGGCCGCAGAGACUCACAGAGCAGCAAUGAGUUCUUAACCAUUUCAGACUCCAAGGAGAACAUCAGCAUUGCGCUGACUGAUGGCAAAGACAGAGCCAGUGUGCUGCAACCUGAUGAGAGUCUGCUGGACCCUUUUGGUGCCAAGCCUUUUCAUCCUCCAGACUUGUGGCACCAGUCCCAUCAGGGCCUAAGCGACAUCUGUGUUGAUCACAACACCAUUUUGCCUGGGAGGCCACGACAGAAUUCAGUACAUGGGUCAUUCCACAGCGCAGAUGCAUUGAGAAUGGAUGACUUUGGCGCCGUGCCCUUUACAGAACUUGUGGUGCAAAGCAUCACUCCACAACAGUCCCAGCCGGUCGAGUUAGACCCCUUUGGUGCUGCUCCAUUUCCUUCUAAACAGUAGAUACUUCAGGUCAACUCAGCAAUAACUCCUGUUUCAAAAAAGUAUGAAUAGUUUUAUGAAUCUGGAAGAAAAUGUAUUUGUAUAGUUGUUUAUAUCAUUCACUCUCACAGGUUAAUCAGGAUAGGUGAUUUUUAAAUAAACCAAAUGGAAUUAUUUGUACAGGGUAGUAAGUGGAUGCCUUCUUCAUGCAGGAGGAGGCCUAAAUCGAAAGCUCCAAGGGCUUUUGCUACUGACAGCUCAGAGGUUCACUUGUGGGGCAUCCUGGGAAAGCUGGGGGGCAGGAAAGCUUGGCGCUUUGGAUAUCAAAAUGUCACCUAGGUGCAUACCCCGGAUCCAGCAUUGAAGCCAGGCUGACUGAACGUUUCCCCCUAUGAGGAAACAGCCUAGAGUAUGCUCUUCAUACACUUCUCUGUAAGGUAGAGCCAGAAGAAACUGACUAUCGUGCCUAAAAAACACUGUUGCAUUUAAAAAAAACAAGUGCCAUUAAUAAUGGACUCUGCAAUGAUAAGUAUAUGAAAUAAUGUAUAUAUUACUCACUUUAGCCCUCCUCCAGUAUAUGAUAUGUAUAUGAUAAUAUAUUAUGCAGUUUUUAAUCUGUCAAAAAUAAAUUUUUACAAUGUAGAAUGCCUAAACAAAAAUAUAAAGAGAAACAUCUGGCAUUUGAAAAAAAUGUAAAAGAAUGAUACAUCAAAAAAGAAAAGCAGCAUUUGGUACUUCAGAAAUACUUUGUUUUUGAAUGGGUAUUUGCCAAAACCUUUAUCAUUAUGUCCCUACUCAAGUACAUUGGUAUAGAAGUGGGGGGGCAGGCUAUAUAGAAAUUUAAUUUCAGAAACUUUUAAUUUUUAAAGAAGUUUACAGUGUAAAAUCAUGUUGCAUAUACUGCCCUACUUUAUGGUAGCCCCACACUCAUCCAUGACUGGGGAGUCCUGGGCUGCAGUUCCUUCCUUCAGGGUUAGAGCACACAGCUCUACUACAGCGCUUGGACAGUGACAGACACUGCACUGACAGCCAGACCCUCAGUGGAUGGAAGAAACAGAGAUGGCGGGAUACGAGCUUAAUUCUGCUACCCAAUUGCAUCAAUAGUGAAAAGAACUAAGCUACCAAAUUGCCUUUUAAAAAAUGUCACCAGUCAUAAUGAGAAACUUGAAAUUUUGUAGUUGUGGUUAUUGAUACCAGUUAUCCAUCAGUUAAUGUGAAUGUACUAUCCGUGCUUCCUAUGUCUGUCUUAAGUUAUGAUUAGUCUUUAUAGAUGAGCAUUUGAAGUUUCUAGAUCAACAGCUGUUGCUAUUGAUUGCUAUAUUUUAAGUUAACUAUGUUUGCCCCCCAGUUAGUGUACCUUAAUGAGUAAUCUUAUUAAAACCUCUUAACUUGAGUGCCCCGAGAGGAUAAAUCACUUGCCUACUUUCAGAGUUCGGAACUUGGAAAGAAGCAAAAUACAUAACCAAGGCAUGGUCCUUUUGUACUACUUGUCUCCUCCUCAGUCGGGGUAGUGGGGACAGGAGCAGGCCAUACCAUGCUGCCCCGAACCCGGCUGUACCAUUUACUGUCCUGUGCCAAAGGCAGAGACUGCACCUUUUUUUCUGGCUCUCAGGUUGAUUACUCUCACUAAUGCAAACGGUGGUAGACCCUUUUAGCUACAAAAUGGAUUCAAUAAUGCUUUCUUCUUAAAGUAAUGAUGAACUGAUGUGGUCUUCUGAGUUGUGAAUAUGAAAUCAGAGUUCCACUUGCCUUUCAAUGCACUGAAUAUUUUGAAGUGAUUCACUGACAAUGGCCCCUUCGGCUUAUGCUGGACAAAUUCUUAGGAAACAACUCUGCCACAGCUUAAAAUGUUUACAUUGCCUCCGACAGCCCAGCAGGUGAUGCUCCUCUUGAGACCAGCUCAUUGGACAGAUGAUUUAAUUGGAGGUCCAAUGGCAGCUCUUUUGCAUUGCUGGUAAUGGCAUUUUCUCAAGAUGAGGAGACUCCACUUAAAUUUCAGUCUCAGCAGACACUGUCACUCCAUAGAGCCGAGCCUUAGUAGCUAAUCCCCCUACAAGAACUUGGCUUCCAUGCAGUGAGCACUUACCCGAAGGGCUGGCUCUGUUAUGGGAAGGCCCAGUUCUGGUUUAAAGAAUGUCAUUUGGGUGUGCCCUGUGCUUCUAAGUAUGCAAAGCAGUUCUAACUAAACCUGUUAGACUUGAACUUCAAAGGGAAGCCACAUUAGGAACCCAGGAGAGAGUCUGAGGCCAGAGGUGUCACCUAGAAGCUUAAACAGUGCUCUUUAACUGAAUCUUUUCUUAAAAAGUGGACCCUUUGCUUCACUUUGAUCACGUCAAAAGGUUAGUAUCACCAGAGAAUAUUUUAGGGCAUUGAAGAAAUGGAUCUUCUAAGGCACAGAGGUUGCUCAGUAUGUAGUUGGAGAAAAGGUCUGCUCCAAGCUGGGUGAAAAUGGAACCGACUAGAAUAUUAAGCAACUGAGUGCUCCUCCCCUGGGCUGUGUGUCCUGGGCAGUUAGGAAACCACUUGGCUCUCAGACCUGUGCACUUUGCAGUCAGUCCUGCCUUGUUUGACUACUCUCACCUUCCAGAUGGAAAAUACUAAGGUGGUGCCCACUCUGGUACACCUCUCCGUCGGGUUAUCCAGGUCUGCCUACUUCACGAAAGCAUUGUUAGAAGGUGUACAUGCAUUAAUAUCACUACUUAUGGGCAGUUUGGGUAUAUUUGUUUAAUACAUGUAGAAUGCCCAGUGAACUCUGUCAUUUUUUAUUUUAUUUUUAAGCAAAACUAUUCAUUAAUUUACGUCCAGUUACUGAGCUGACAGUGUACUGUGAGGAGAUGAUGUGUCUACUGAGAGAAUAACAAAUGACUGUUGGAAAAAAUUUAUACUCUGUGAUGUUUUCUACACAGAAAAAAGACACACACACCACGCCUCUCUGUUAGGAAUUAAUGUGAAAUUAAAAAGGCAGUCGUCGUUUCUUCUAGGAGCAUUCACUUCUAGUGAAGGAGUUUACAAAAGCCACUAAAAGGAAGAAGUAGAUGAAAAUACAGAGGGCUGGGUUUGGUUUAGGUUUUUAGUCUUUUUUUUUUUUUUUUUAAUUUUUAAAAUUCACAGUUCUACUUUCAGGAAAACUGAUUUUAUUACUAUGUUCUUUUUGUGACUGAGAAGUCAUCCUAUUAAUAGAAGUAGUAGCCACUUGUUCUUUCUUUUGCGGUGCCGGGAACUGAACCCAGGGCCUUGUACAUGCUAGGCAAGCGCUUUAGGGCUGAGCCACACCUCUAGCCUGGAAGAUCUUUUUUAAUUGCUGGCAAACAGCUUUAAGUGCACUUUCUUUGAUUACACUUCCAUGUUUUUGUUAAACUUGAAUUUUCUGAAGCCUUUUAUGUACCACUAAGCAAAUAACUUUAAUCUUUAAAUAAACCGGGUUUAUAUCCUUAGUCAUAUUUCUAAUUGUUAUAAAACAUACUUGCUAAAGUAACUUAAGCCCUCAAAUGUAGCUGGGAGACGUUUGAAAUAGAAUUCAGUUGCUUUCCCUGUAUCCAGUAAAGCACUAAUUUUAUUACCUUAUUGCCUUUACAUUGCCUAAUCUUGAAUUCUGUUCACUAUUUUGUUUGAGAUUUAAAGUUAUUUUCUUACUGUAUUUAUCAUACCUACUGUUUUAAUAAUCUGCCUUCUUUAAAUGCAAUAAAUCCCAAAUGGAUUACUUAUUCUUUAUAA